CGAUUGACCUUGAACCAUAUACUGCAUACUAGUUUACAUGUAAUUGUUAUAUCGAGAGAAAUCUGUCGCAAACGGUGUAAACAGUAUUUAUAUUGCGUAUAAAGAACCCGUUAUAUUACAGUUAGAACAAAAUGGCAUCACUCGGGAGACUAGAUGGAAAGAUUGCACUUAUCACAGGUGCUAGUUCUGGUAUAGGCCAGGGAACAGCCAUUUUGUUUUCUAAACUUGGAGCAAAGUUAGCAAUUACAGGAAGAAAUGAUGCAAACCUGAAAAAGACCGCUGAUGAAUGUGAGAAAAACGGUGGAGGGAAGCCAUUAUUGAUAGUAGCUGAUUUGUCAAAGGAAGAGGACACAGUACGUGCUGUGGAAGAAACUAUUAAAUUUUAUGGACAACUACAUAUUCUUGUGAGUUCUGCAGGGAUUGUGGAAGUUGGGAGUGUUGAAACCCAAACAUUAGAACAAUAUGACAAAGUUAUGAAUAUCAAUGCCAGAUCAGUGUUCCACAUUACACAGCUAUGUGUUCCAUACUUAGAGAAGACUAAAGGCAGCAUUGUAAUAGUCUCAAGUGUUAAUGGUAUACGAUCGUUUCCUGGUGUCAUAGCUUACUGUAUGUCUAAAAGUGCAGUAGAUCAGUUUACAAAGUGUGCAGCCCUAGAACUUGCCCCAAAGCAAAUUAGAGUAAACAGCGUAAAUCCAGGAGUAAUUAAGACAGAAAUACACAAGAGAGGUGGAAUGGACGAAGAAGCUUAUCAAAAAUUUUUGGAAAGGACAAAGAUUACACAUGCUUUAGGAAGACCCGGAGAAGUACAGGAAGUAGCCGGUAUGAUUGCAUUCUUGGCUUCUGAUGAUUCCUCCUUUAUUACGGGAACACAAGUACCUAUUGAUGGUGGAAGACAUUGCAUUUGUCCUCGGAAAAACGAAAGGUCAAGAAAUAUGGCGACAACACUUGGAAAUCUUGCUGGCAAAGUUGCUUUGAUAACCGGAGCCAGCUCUGGUAUAGGGGCAGCUACAGCAGAGUUGUUUGCUAAACUUGGUGCCUCAUUAGUAUUAACUGGACGUAAAGUGGACAAUUUGAAAGCUGUUGGUGAAAAGUGUACCCAGUGUAGUGGGAAUACACCAUUACUGAUACCAGGAGAUUUAAGCAAGGAAGAUGACACCAAGAACUUAAUGAAGAUAACAAUAGAGCAUUACAAGAGGCUCAAUGUACUGGUAAACUGUGCAGGUGUCAUAGAGCUAGGAAGUAUAGAGAAUACAAGUUUAGACCAGUUUGAUCGGAUGUUCAAUAUUAAUGUUAGAUCUAUAUAUCACCUAACUAUGUUAGCAGUGCCACACCUUGUAGACACCAAAGGAACUAUUGUCAAUGUUUCCAGUGUAAAUGGCAUGAGAUCAUUCCCUAAUGUUCUUUCAUACUGCAUGUCUAAGAGUGCUCUUGACCAGUUUACCAGAUGUACAGCAUUAGAGCUGGCUCCUAAACAAGUCAGAGUAAACAGUGUGAAUCCAGGGGUAACAGUAACAGAACUACAGAAGCGUGGGGGUCUAGAUGAGGAAGCUUAUGCAAAGUUCCUAGAGAGAUCUAAGGAAACCCAUGCUUUAGGUCGCCCAGGACAACCAGAUGAAGUGGCAAAGGCUAUUGCCUUCUUAGCGUCAGACGAUUCUUCCUUCAUUACUGGAGCAUGUGUACCUGUUGACGGGGGAAGACAUGCUAUGUGUCCAAGAUAAAAUAAUAGGCCAAUAACGGCUGUAUUUGGAAGCUCUGUAUAUGGAGUGACUGUGUAUUACAAAAUUUUGAUAAUAUCUAUCUGUGUUAUAACAUUAACAUGUUGAAUGUCCCUUUAAUAUCAUUCAUCUCCCUUUUACAAGAAUUUUUGCCGAUUUUUUUAAAAUUAGUAUGAAUGAAAAAUGUCUACCUAUAUAUUUUUUUUGUUUAUGAAAUUUUUAUAUCCAAAAUUUGCUUAAGUGUGGCCUUAUAUUUUGUAGGAAUUGAAAAUAAAUGCAAUUUUUCGAAAAAUCAAAAUGGAUUAUGUAUACUUUUUUAAAAAUCAUUGUAUGUUUGUACUAGUCACACAUUUGUAAUAUUAAUGUACCAGGUAGAUUCAAUAUUGACAGUGAUGUUUUAUGAAGAGUACCAUACAGCAUAGUAUUUUGCUUUUUAAGUGGCCCUUUUUUUUUUAUUGCAACUACAUGUAGUAUAGAGUACAUGUUGAAAUACACUACCUAUACUACUAAAUGGUAUGAUAAAAAUCAAAGGACAGUUUUAGAAUUAGAAUAAUUGUAUCUAUCUAUUGUAUCUUGUCUUUAUUCAGGAUAAAUGAAAUUUGUGAUUUAAAGAAAAUAAUUUAAAUAUAUUUUUAACAGGUGUGAAA
Messenger RNA from Mytilus trossulus (common blue mussel), 2362 nucleotides. RefSeq lists its product as uncharacterized. The record is from RefSeq and is a predicted model, not a curated record. Gene Ontology annotation, molecular function: oxidoreductase activity. The transcript has 18 exons. The coding region runs from base 132 to 1718 and encodes 528 amino acids. NCBI's taxonomy places the organism in Eukaryota, Metazoa, Mollusca, Bivalvia, Mytilida, Mytilidae.